Haemonchus placei is the source of this 540-nucleotide messenger RNA. NCBI's taxonomy places the organism in Eukaryota, Metazoa, Nematoda, Chromadorea, Rhabditida, Trichostrongylidae. The record is from the annotation of a GenBank genome assembly.
AUGAUCCGUCCGAUUGCUGCCAUUGCUUGCUUGUGCAUCGCCUUUGUCUCUUCGUUCACCUUCGAUGAUGUCCCGCCUGAAUUCAGGGAGCUUCUUCCCGAAGAUGUUAAGCAAUUCGUUAACUCACUCACUCCAGAGGACAAGAAAAUACUAGAGGAGGUCGCAAAGAAGUACGGAGAAGAACACUUGAGUGAUGAAGCGGGCAUAGCUGCAGUGAAGGCGAAAUCGCCUCAGCUCGGCGACAAACUCCAGAAGAUUUACGACGAAAUCCAGCAGAAAAUGAAUGCUCUCAGUCCUGAAGCACGAUCUUUCGCUAUGGAGAUGUACGAUAUCACUCGUAAGCUCCACGCAGAUCACGUCGCUGGCAAAAAACCAAGUAUCGUUGAAAUAACUGAUUUGACCCAGAAAGCUAUCGACAGAUACAAGGCAUUGCCCAAAGCUGCACAGGAUGAUCUCAAGAAACAGUUCCCCACAUUGGUCCACGCCUUCACAAGCAAGAAGUUCCACAAAAUGGUGGCGAGGAUGCUGAUCAACAAUUAG